AUGGGAAAUCUGCUAUUUUGGCUGUUAUUUUUCACCCCUGGGUGGGCCCUCCCUGAUGGGUCUGACACGGAAGAGGAGCUCAGGUGGCACUUGAGGAAAGUGCCCCGGAUCGUCAGUGACCAGACCGUCCAGCUGCCCAGCCCCACCUUCCGGGCGGACACGUGGGCGGCGGUGUCUAGGGCGUGUGACCUUGCGCACCAGCAGGAGGUCGGGGCUCGCAGCCUCUCCGAGCUGGAGGAUCACCUGUCCUACGAGACGGUCUUUGAGAACGGCACCCGGACCUUGACCAGGGUGAAGGUCGAGGGCCUGGUCCCGGAGGGGACUCGGAACGCCAGCAGCGGGCGCGCGCCGGCCCGGAGGCGGCGGCAGGUGUUCGGGACCGACAGCAGGUUCAGCAUCGUGGACAGAAGGUUCUCGACCAGCUUCCCCUUCGGCAGCGCCGUGAAGCUGUCCACGGGCUGCAGCGGCAUCCUGGUGUCCCCCCAGCACGUGCUGACGGCGGCCCACUGCGUGCACGACGGGCAGGACUACGUCCGCGGGGGCCGAAGGCUCCGGGUCGGGGUGCUCAGGGAGAGGGCCCGGGGCGCCGGCAAGAGGCGUCGGGGUCCCCGCAGGGACGGCCAGCUCGUCUACCGGUUCUGCAGCGUGUCCGACGCGGCCGGCGACCUCCUCUACCAAUACUGCGACGCCGAGGCGGGCUCGGCGGGCGCCGGCGUCUACCUGCGCCUGCGCGACCCGGACGGGAAGACCUGGCGGCGCAAAGUCAUCGCCGUGUACUCGGGCCACCAGCAGGUGCGCGUGCGCGGCGUCCCCCGGGACUACAACGUGGCGGUGCGCAUCACCCCCGUCAAGUUCGCGCAGAUCUGCCGCUGGGUGCACGGGGACGACGCCCGCUGCGCCUACGGCUGA
This is a messenger RNA of Otolemur garnettii (small-eared galago), 909 nucleotides long. RefSeq names its product protease, serine 35 (gene PRSS35). Gene Ontology annotation, biological process: proteolysis. Bases 1 to 909 code for a protein of 302 amino acids. The record is from RefSeq and is a predicted model, not a curated record. The transcript is spliced from 2 exons. Lineage: Eukaryota; Metazoa; Chordata; Mammalia; Primates; Galagidae. Gene Ontology annotation, molecular function: serine-type endopeptidase activity.